CCUCCCAGCCCAAACCAGCUGGACCAGCUCUCCCGGUGCCUGACCGCAGCCCCCCCUCCUGCCAGCCAAGUCACAGCCUCCAGGGCACCUUCGGGCGGGCAAGCGGGUGGUGGGUCCUGAUCUCUCGGAGACCAGAACGUGGGAUUCUGGGCGGAGAUGGCCCUGCAGAGCCAGGUGUGGUCUCCGGCCACACCCAUGUUGAUACAGCGAUGACUGUCUACUAAGCGCCCUGCAGUACUACAGUCAGAUUCCAGUUUCCAGAGGGAGCCCAGAUGGGCCAAGGGUGGCCCUGGAGGCUGUGAAGCAGGAUCCUGGGAUGCUGCAAGGAGGACAACGAUGGGAGUAUCUCAGGCCCAUGGCCGAGAGCUCCCUCUACCGGCAGCGACUGGAGGUCAUCGCGGAGAAGCGGCGGCUGCAGGAGGAGAUCCGUGCAGCGCGCGGGGAGCUAGAAGAAGAGAAGCUCCGCGUGGAGCGGCUCAAGAGAAAGUCUCUUCGGGAGCGGUGGCUAAUGGAUGGGACCGAGGGACAUGAGGGACCAGAGGACACCACCUUGCAGGACCCUCAGUCCCCUGAGGGCCAGGCACAGGCCCGCAUCCGGAACCUGGAAGACAGCUUGUUCACGCUCCAAUCUCAGCUGCAGCUGUUGCAAAGUGCGUCCACAGGUGCCCAGCACAAGCCCUCUGGCAGACCCACCUGGCGCAGACAGGGUCACCGUCCACUCUCCCAGCCCACUGACGAGGCAGACCAGACUGAUCUGAACAAGAGAGCCUCCCUGCCAGCAGAACCAGUGGGCACGUCCCUGGAGUACCUGUCUGAGUCCAGAGAUGAGGCUCUUGGGGUUCUGCCAGCAUCAAGGAGGGUCCCUGGGGCAGCAGGGGCCUCCUCAGAAGCCAAUGGCCCCUGCCCCAGACCCAGCCCCACUCCGGAGCAGGAGCAGAGUCAGCUGGUGACAGCAUCUGAAGGAGGGGUGAAUGAGGCCAAAGGAGGGGGCAUGGUGAAAGUGGUGUGGCAGGGGCUGCGGGCCACAGAGGACUGUGCCAGGGAAGCCACUGGCCCAGAGCUGGAGGCUAAGGUGGAAGAGCUGGUGCUGGAAGCCAUUGGUGACAGGCUGGAAGCCAUUGGUGACAGGCUGGAAGCCAACCACCCAGAGCUCCCAUCCUGGGUGAAGGAGAAGGAAGACAGGGGUGUUGUGGAGGUGGUCUGGGAAGGGGUGGGAGGCACAGAGGGCAGUGACUCAGAGGCUGCAGGGGAGACAGGCAGGGGCCCACAGACUGCACAGACCAGCUCACUGAAGCUCCAGGAGGGACUAGUGGGAACAGCUUCUGGAGAAGGGGAAGGGGCCCUCAGGGGCAGCCCUGAUAGCUUCAGGCAGGGGGGCUCUGGAGGGGAGGAGGGAUCCUUCAUUUGGGUGGAGAGGGUGACCCUCAGUGAGGAAUGGGAGGAACUGCAGGUGGAGGGGUUGGAAGGGCCGAGGGCACUGGGAAGGGAGGGAGGAGAUGAGAAUCCUCCGGAGGUGGAGAGUGGGAGAGGGGGGGAGACCUGGGAAGUGGAGAGGAGACAGGCAGAGGAAUCUGUGGGCACAGGGAAGAAAGAAAGUGAGGAAAAGGCAGGGGCAGAGUCGGGGGGCGUGGAGAUGUCAGUGGUAGUGGAAAGGAAAGGAAGAGAGGAACCUUUGAAGCCAGAGAGGAGAGAAGGUGAGGAAAAGGUGGAGACAGAGAAGCAAGGUGGUGAGGAAGCACUGUCAGCAGAAAGCAAGGAAACAGAGGAACCUUUGAGGGCAGAGAGGGAAAGAGGUAAGGAGCCAUUGGGAGCAGAGCAGAAUGGAGGUGAGGAAAAGCUGGAGGCAGAGAAAGAGGCUGAGGAACCAUUGGGAGUAGAAAGCAAGACAGCUGAGGGAUCAUUGAGGGCAGAGAAGGAAAAGUUAGGGGCAGAGAAGAAAACUGAGGAAUCAUUGGUUGUAGAGAAGAAAGGAGAUGAAAAAAAACUAGAGGCAAUUGAAGAACCAUUGAUGACAGAGACAAAGGGUGAGGAGUCACUAACAGUAGAGAAAGCUGGAGAUGAAGAGCCAUUGGAUGCAGAGAAAAAAGAGGAGGAAUCGGUGAAGGCAGAGAAAACAGGAGGUGAGGAACCAUUGGAGGCAGAGAAGACCCAAGAGGUCAAGGAAGAUGUGAGUCUAGAAGAGCAGAGAAAGUCAAGAGGAAAAGAAGGUCAGACAGAGGAGGUGAGUGAGGCAGCAGCUCCCCUGGAGGCCAAGGAAGAGUUAAGGUUGGAGGAGGAAGGACCACAGCCACCUGUGGGGAGCAAGGAAGAGCUAAAGUCGGAGGAGGAAGCACCACAGCAACCUGUGGGGGCCAAGGGAGAGCUAAGGUCGGAGGAGGAAGGACCACAGCAACCUGUGGGGGCCAAGGAAGAGCUAAAGUCGGAGGAGGAAGGACCACAGCAACCUGUGGGGGCCAAGGAAGAGCUAAAGUCGGAGGAGGAAGGACCACAGCAACCUGUGGGGGCCAAGGGAGAGUUAAGGUCGGAGGAGGAAGGACCACAGCAACCUGUGGGGGCCAAGGAAGAGCUAAAGUCGGAGGAGGAAGGACCACAGCAGCCCCAGGAGAAGCAGAAAGGCUCCCUGGAGAAAGAAGCAAUGAAGCCCCAAACCCCUGCUGAGGGCCAGGACACCUUGGGAGAUGCCGCCCCCCUCUUGGCAGAGACCCCAGCUCCCGAGCAGCCCACCGAGUGCCAGCCACUGCUUCUAGUGGAGGAGCCCAGGGCCAACCCCAGUGCCCACCCCGUGCCCACCUAUGCACCUGCCCAGCAACCUGAGCCAUCUGCUCCUCCUGAAGGUGAAGAGGCAAGUGGCCCUAAGCAAAAGACGUGCCAGUGUUGUGCGGUGAUGUGAGCCUGUGCCCUCCACCCCACGCCUCAUUCCUUUCACAGCUACCUCGGCCUCUUGGCAUCCAGCAGAGGGUCCCAGGCACAGACAGGGCAAAUGAGACUGGCCAUGGCAUCUGGGAGCCUGCUGGCCCACACAUCCACCUCUACCUGGGCUGCCAGAUCCCUUGCCCACUGCCUGUAACCCUGGCCCCCUUCUCCAACUAAGCCUUUAUACUUGAAAAUAAAACGUUAAGGCAUUGGGAUAGCUUAAAUGUG
Molecule: messenger RNA, 3141 nt
Organism: Artibeus jamaicensis (Jamaican fruit-eating bat)
Lineage: Eukaryota; Metazoa; Chordata; Mammalia; Chiroptera; Phyllostomidae
Gene: PALM3
Product: paralemmin 3
Exons: 8
Coding region: 317-2890 (857 amino acids)
Biological process (GO): negative regulation of cytokine-mediated signaling pathway; Toll signaling pathway; response to lipopolysaccharide
Source: RefSeq, a predicted model, not a curated record